AUGGCUUCCGCGGCGAGCUCCUGCGCGAGCCUUCCACUCGAGCAGCUCGCUCUUUACCACGCGGUCGACCCGGUCCUGUCUUCGAUAUUUGUCUUCCAUGGGCCUGCAACUACGGCCAACUCAACCCUCAAUAGCUCGCGCAUCCAAGUCCAUAUUUUCGCUGCAGAUGGCCUACAAAGCUAUCCGCGCAUCACUGUAUCGCCGGCUGCUCCCCUGUAUGCGGCUGUAAACCACCUACCACGCGAAAGGCAGGGUGACGAAGUCUACCGAGGGCUGGCAGUCUGUUUAUUUAAGUACUUCUCGGAGAUUCCAGAUUCCGUGAAAAGUGAGCUGGUUGCGCUCGCACAUCCAGGGAGACCAAGCUCCAAACCACUGCAGUUCUUUGAUGAGCUGCAUGCAGCAGAUCUCGCAGAUAAGAUGGAAAAAGUGGAGAAUCCAGCAGCAGUGGUUCGCGACCUGAAAGAUGCGUUCGCGGAUAGGGUUGUUCCAUGGGUUGACAUUGAUUUAAUUGUACCUACGGGCACUAUAACGGUCCCAAUGUCACCGGGUGAAUCGUCACGCCAGUCACUGCUAGGAUAUAGUGAAUCAGGCAUCGAGUCGCCUAUCCAUGAGAAGUUUGCUGACCGGUUCGGUAAACUUGCACCACUAGUAGAUUCUCUGGGUGAACCUAUCUUUUUACCUACCUCAAAGUUGCGCCGAGCUCCGUCGAAACCUUCUAACCUCAGCAAGUCUAAGUUGUUUUCCACUACUCAAAAAGAAGCCCUUCGGCUUUCCAUGUGCGAGUUUGUCGAUACGGAAGAAAGAUAUGUUCAUAAAAUGUAUGACCUCGUCCACAAUGUUGCGCAUGAAUUUUGCCAAAAAGCGAGGGCGAAAGCACCGACGAGUACAAGUCCAGAUGAAUCAGCGUUAGCCAAGCUGUUUCCACCUUGCCUUAACGAGAUACUUGAAGUGAAUAUGGGAUUUCUGGAUGCUAUACGCCUUGUCCUCGAGGAAACAGAGAAAGAUGCCCUAGAAGACCUAUCCCAAGAUACCAUGCUUGACCCAUCAACUUUCCCUCGUGACCCAACAACUGGCCGACGAAAUGAUCUUUUGGGCGCAAUUGCUUUCGCCCAAUGCUUGCUUGACUGGCUUCCGCGUUUCUCCAAGCCGUAUGGACAAUAUAUGCAUGCCCAUACGGGAUUCUACUCUCUCCUCAAUUCUUUUCUGGGCGAUCAGAAUUCCUCGUUUUCUAAACGGGUCUAUGAGACUGGAGAGCAGCGGAUGCGUUCGUUACUUAUGGAGCCAAUCCAGCGUCUUCCACGAUACAGCCUCUUAAUUGAUACUAUGACUGCAUCUCUUCCAUCAAUGCACCCAGCUGUGAAGUCGUUUCUAAAGGCGCGCGAUACGGUCACAAAAAUAUGUUCACUAGACUCAUAUUCGGCUUCUGAUCAUUCCCAGACUUUGAUACACUUGCGAAGGAUAGUCCAUGAGUGGCCAGAAUCUGUAGCGCCAGCUGGCCGUUUAAUUACCGCUGUUGACGUGUAUACCCUCCUACCCCCUUUCCGAUCAGGCUCGUCAGGCACAAGAGGUCAACCAGGCAUAUUGUUGCUCUUUGCUGAUUGUUUAGUAUUCCUAACUAAACACUCAGAAAGCAAGUGGACGGCCCGUGGACUCUGCGCUGAAAUUGACAAGGCUAGAGCGGAUAUUGAUACCGAUAGCACGGAGCUUUCACUCCCAUUAGACCUUAUGUUUGGUCAACAUAUUCUCACUACCAGUAUUCGUUGCUCACAGUCUAAAUGUGGACGUAUCUUGUAUCUUGUUCCGGCCCGGAAUUUUAUUCAAAACGAGCAUUUGCGCUCCCACAAUAUUAUUCUCACUCUUGAACUUACAUCAACGUACGAAGGGAAGGCUACCAAACUUAUUGAAGAGAUCACCAAGGCCAAGAUUGAAGGAAGAUUCCCAGAGCAUUAUAGAGAACGAGGGAAAUGGUCGCUCCAUACUUCAAAGGGGGCGUUUGGCAAUUUGGGAACAAUGAUUUGUGUGUUUGAACAUGACGAAACGGAGCCGGAUAUUCCCAAGUUUCCAUCUAGUGUCAAAUUGAUCGUGGAUGCUACAAAAGAAACCCUGGCAGAUCAACUAAAGUCUAGUCAGAUAGAAGUCGUUGCAUCGAUUUUCCCUAUGCUGGGAGGCUCCAGGUUUAGGAUGGAUUUGGAUUCUGUCGUCGGUACUCCAUCCAGUGACACAUUUUCUGCGGAAGAUUUUACUGCUACCCUGUCUAAACGAAUUACGACUCUGCUUUGCCCUCUUUCUCAAAGCCCAAACCCCCUACUUACUGAGAUAAUUCUACAAAGCAACUUCAACAUCCUGCGCGUCGUUGCUCAACAUAUUUUGGGUGCUUCCAAGGGAUCUAAGGCAUUCCGGCCACCAUCCCCAACAAAGCUGUUAUCUACCCUUUGGAGCGCCAGCCAACCUAAAAACCUUGGUCAUGCUCCUUCAAAAUCGCUUCCAUCACUCCCAGCUUUGUCCAACAAUGUGCCAACUUUGCAACCCCAAUCAUCGAAUGCCAGCCUAGACGAUGGUUCUCCGCAAAAGCUUCCUCAUGGGGGUAUAAGCAUUCCCGAUGGAACCGCAAGUCCACUUGAGCAAUUGGAAGAGACAUUCACCGCUUAUAUACUUGCGAUCCGUUCAAGAAGUGGAAAUAUUGUCGGUCGCGUACUAAGGUCCCGAGACCGUGUCGAUAUGGCGGCAGUAAAUGAGCUUUACAAUAUUCUCCUAGAAGACCCAACUCAACUUCAAGCUGCCGCAGAGUCCCCUGUUGAUAUGCUGAUAGUUGCUUUCGAGACCUUCCUCGACAAGGCUUGGAAGGAGAAAUUUGGUCCGAUAAUACCCCAAACUUCCCUCUUGAUUCUUCUAGCUAAAUUUGAUGCCUUGUUUCCUGGGGACUUUGAGGACUAUUUCCAUGGCUUUCUGUCUGAGAUGAGUCCACAAACCCGCCGUGCGCUUACAGCAUUGAUACAGCUGCUUGCACAGUUGUUAAAUGACUCUGGGAACGAUGGUGACAGAGGCGCAUUAACGGAUGUGUUCUCCGAAAUCCUCACUGAGGACAACGACGCAAGGAAAACAAUACCCCUCCUUGACAGGCUUGUUGAAGACUUUGAAAGAUUAUUUGAUGAAUCUGGACCUACGGCAUCUGAGGGACAUCUUGCUCACGAAAUAAAUCGAGGCCUACUAGCUCCUGGAUCAAUUGGUUCGAAUGCAUCGUCAUUCAGAAAGCGAUUUGGAUUUGGAUUGAGCCGGGAAAAUAGUAUUAAAGACGGGGAGGGCAAAGUCAGCUCUAUUAUUCGAUCUUUGAGCAAAUCGAAAGGAGCUUCGGAGAACGAUGUUCUCCUCUCCAAGAAUUCACUAAUGCGAUCUAAAUCCACAGAUACAGACAGCCGUCUGCAUAGUCUUCUAAGACCUCGAUCCCGAGAUCGGCCUCUUAUGCAGACAAUAUUUGCUCAAGAUGAAGAAGUUAACCGCCCAACCAGCUCUAAUAGCAGUACACAGCCUUCCCUCGCUUCCAUUGUCGAAAACCCUGUUGUAGGACGAACCACUACUUCGAGAAAAAAGAGAAGAAGCUCGCUCUCUGAUCUGAAAGAUCUCCCAACGGGUGACAUAGCGCCUCUAUUUGCUAACAGGGAGUUUAAAAAACCUCCAAAUAUUCUCACUUCCGCUCAAACUCCGGAACCAGCAACACCGCCGACAAAAUCACUUGGCUUACCCAUCCAUAGUGCGCAACAUACGCCUAUUCAAAAUACUCCUCCGACUAGAAUAGCAUCGCCGGUGCGUCAAAUAGCUGCGAAUCUAAAAGAGAAUGUGCCUCCUCCGUCUCCUCGAACAACAUUAGCAGAUCGAUCAACCAAUACGAGGCAGCAUGCUUCAACGAUAUCAAUGCCACUUCGGAGGAGAGCAGAUAGCACGCGGGCUGGAACCCCGUCUAAAAUUGCUGGACCGCGCGAGAAACCCACUCGACCAAGUAGCAGUGAUGGCUACGGCCGUAGGCUACAAGCACAGUCAAAUUCACCCCCCAAACCGCAAAAGUUACGGAUGCAAACACCGCAAAAGUUGCGCGAGCGUGUGUUAAAUGAACGAAAGGCCAUAGCUUCCGCAGAGUCAUCCUUGCAGGCCGAACUUGCAUCCGUCACCGAAGAAUUAAUGUCCACUUCUCCAUCUAGACGACGGCCAUUGUCAUCUGCUGGCCCCCAGGCAAGGCCUAUUACCUCACCCCCUGCUUCUACGUCAUCCAAUGCCCUUCUGCAGAGGGUUCGCAUGCUUGAAAACAAACUCUCUGCAUUAACUUCAAACCUUGGUGCUAGGGCCGCCAGCCUUGAAAACGAUUUGGAGAACUCCCUCCUGGUCUCUGAAAAGCGAGCGCGAAAACUUGAUGAACUUUAUCGUGAAGCUGGAAAAGAGAACGAAGCAUUGUAUGAGCGAUUUAAUAACGAACUAAGUAAAAUGGCCAGGGAAAUUCGACUUGGUGUUGGCGAAGAGGCACUUCGAAGUCAAUUGAAGGAUGCACUUGAUGAAGUGGCGCGUGUGAAAAAGGAGAACAUGCGAUUGAAAAGGGAAAUCGGCGGGCUGAAAGCGCAACAAAUAGGUGAUCCCUCGAGUUAA
Molecule: messenger RNA, 4632 nt
Organism: Trichophyton verrucosum HKI 0517
Lineage: Eukaryota; Fungi; Ascomycota; Eurotiomycetes; Onygenales; Arthrodermataceae
Product: Rho guanyl nucleotide exchange factor, putative
Exons: 3
Coding region: 1-4632 (1543 amino acids)
Molecular function (GO): guanyl-nucleotide exchange factor activity
Source: RefSeq, a predicted model, not a curated record